Metopolophium dirhodum (rose-grain aphid) is the source of this 2721-nucleotide messenger RNA. RefSeq names its product glucose dehydrogenase [FAD, quinone]-like. NCBI's taxonomy places the organism in Eukaryota, Metazoa, Arthropoda, Insecta, Hemiptera, Aphididae. Gene Ontology annotation, molecular function: flavin adenine dinucleotide binding; oxidoreductase activity, acting on CH-OH group of donors. The transcript has 4 exons. The record is from RefSeq and is a predicted model, not a curated record. The coding region runs from base 401 to 2137 and encodes 578 amino acids.
GUAUCGGCCCAUCCCUAGGCAUUAAACACCUACUCACAGUUUACAUAUAGUUUAGACAAAUAUAUUUCAUGGUUAUAUUUAGUGGGAAAAAUAGUAUAUAUUUUACAAAAAAACAAAUAGCACCUGGUAUAAUAGUAUAGGUAAACGAUGCAGCCGGGGCAUUACUGCAUUAGGAAGUAUUAAAUAACUCCAGUCCCCACUUCAAUGGCGAUAAAAAGUGGAAAAGAUGGAAAAAAAGUGGGUGCAUAAAGAGGAGAGUUUGACCUACAGAAAACCGCUUUCCUUAAGGUUUCGACACUGACAUUGUGUACCUAUUUAAUAGGUACCAAUGUUGUAUCAUGAUCAUUGAUCAAGUAUUCAAGUGCACUUAUUCAGUAUACUCUUUUACACUUAUUUAGUCAUGAAAAUUAAUCUUAAAAUAUUCGUAUUUGUUCUAUUAUUUACAACAUCAAUAUUUGCACAGUUAUACCAGUCAAAUUAUGGCCCGUAUCAGCAGCAAGGAAUUCCUUUCAGGGAAAACAAUUUUUUAGGUACACGGCCUAUAUUGCGUGAGUAUGAUUUUAUUGUCGUUGGAGCUGGCACUGGAGGCUGUGUUGUCGCAAAUCGUUUAUCUGAAAAUCCAAAUUGGUCAGUACUAGUACUAGAAGCAGGAAAAGACGAAACCGUGUACACCGAUGUACCGGCAGUAGCAUCGUUUUUAGAAUCAUCGGAGUACAGUUGGGGAUACAUCGCAGAGCCAGUUAAAAAUGGAUGUUUUGGUUUUAAAAAUAAUCGCUGUCCUUGGCCAAAAGGAAAAGGCAUGGGUGGAUCAUCGAUAAUAAAUGACAUGUAUUACCAGAGAGGGAAAAGAGAAGAUUAUGAUAUAAUUGCAGGGCUGGGAAAUGAUGGCUGGGCUUACAGUGAUGUAUUGCCUUAUUUUUUGAAAUCUGAAAACAAUUCUAUACCAGAAUAUCAAAAUUCACCGUUUCAUUCACAAAAAGGAAAUCUACAUGUCGAACGCGUUAGAUAUCAUUCACCGCUCGUUGAUAAAUUUAUAGAAGCCGGUGGCGAAUUAGGAUUAAAAGUAAAUAUCGAUUAUACAGUUAACCCAGAGUAUGGAGCAUCGCGUUUACAAGCCACAACAAUAAAUGGACGCAGAGUGAGUGCGUCUAAAGCCUUUGUCCGUCCAGUCAAAGAUCGUCAAAAUCUUCAUGUGGCAAUAUUCAGUCAAGUAACAAAAAUACUUAUUAAUCCAAAAACCAAAUUAGCAACCGGAGUAGAAUUCAUAAAAAGAGACAAAAAUAGAACAGUAUAUGCUAAAAAAGAGAUUAUUUUGGCUGCUGGGCCAAUAAAUUCACCUCAAUUGUUAAUGUUAUCAGGAAUUGGACCAAAAGACCACUUAAAAAAUCAUAGAAUACCUGUAAUUCAAGAUUUACAGGUGGGACAGCAUUUACAAGAUCACUAUGGAACAGUUGCUUUAGAAUUCAUAGUAAAUCAAACAAGCCCAGUAAUCAAUCAACAAUCCAUAUCUGAUCCUCGUUUAUUUGAAGAAUGGUUUAAGUAUGGCCAAGGACCACUUACAGUACCACGGGGAGUGGACGGCUUAGCUUAUGUAAGGGCACCAUCAGGUAGAGGACUUGAAUUAAUUUUUGGUCCUCUGUCAGAUAAACCAAACGUAUUUAUAAUGGCUACUGUGUUGUUACAACCAGACGCUCGCGGAAGCGUAACUUUGAAAAACAGUAACCCACUGAAUCCACCCAUUAUGUCUUAUAAUUAUUAUGACAGCAAUACUGAUCUAGAAGACAAUAUUUAUGCGCUUAAAUAUGCAGUGAAGUUAGUAGAGGAAACACAGGCGUUUAAAGAUGUCGCCGCUAAACUGGAUCCUGUACCAUAUCCGAAAUGUGAUCGUUUAUCAUUUCGAUCCGAUGAUUAUUGGGCUUGUUUAUCAAAACAUUUGACGCACACUUAUCAUCACCAAUGCGGUACAUGCCGGAUGGGAGACGUCGUCAACAAUAAAUUACAAGUAUUUGGAGUUCGAGGGCUAAGAGUAGUGGACUCAUCAAUAUUUCCACAUAUACCCCACGCACAUCUUUAUGCCCCGACUUUAAUGGUUGGUGAAAAGGGAGCCGAUAUGAUUCGAAGUCAUUGGUCAAAGUGAUUUAUGAAUCAUAUUGUUUAAAAUAUUUAUUAAAUUAUAAUAAAAUGUAAUGAAUUACAUACAUUUUUCUCAUCAUGUAUAAACUUAAAAAAAUCAAACUUGAACUAUUAAAGUUUUAUCUCUUCUAAAAUGUGCAUUUGAGUGUUUUACGUUUUUACCUACUUUCAAAUGUAAUAAAUAAUAUUAUAUAAUUAAAAAUCAUCCAUGUAACCGGAAUAGUAAUUCUCUGUUAUUGUUUUAAACAUUAAAAGUAUUUAACAUAGGAGUACAGGACUGACAUUCAUUACCUAUCGAGUUUAAUAAAUUUGGAAUCUUGUUUAGUUGUAUAGUAGCUAUAUCUAUUACAUGUUUAUUUUUUUCAGAAAAUAGGGCUAAUUUGGAAUGAUACAAUAGCAGUCAAUUAUUUUGGAUCAAUUUAAGUUUUUAUUUAUUUAUUAUUUUUACCUCAAAUUAAAUAAUUUAGAAUUGAGUGUUUUUUUUUCAAAUGUUGAGUAUUCUCGAUAAUAGUUUUUCUUAAUUUUAUUGACACCUCAAAAUUAAUAAUCUUUGAAGUUAAACAUACACAAUGUAAAUCCAGUGUGUUG